GUAAACCCUACCACGCACGCUCAUUUUUAUGAUCCCCGCAUCCUCUCCAAUACCCAUCUCUUCGCUUUUGCCGCCGCAAGUGGUUGGUUUCGUUUAGGGUUUCCGAUUCGACCGAAGGGCUUCAGAAGCUGCAACUACAAUGGUGGCCGGAAAGAAAACGAAGAAGACUCAUGAGAGCAUCAACAACAGGCUCGCUCUCGUGAUGAAGAGCGGGAAAUUCACCUUGGGGUACAAAACGGUGCUCAAGACCCUCCGAAACUCCAAAGGGAAGCUGAUAAUAAUAUCGAACAAUUGCCCGCCUCUGCGGAAAUCAGAGAUCGAGUACUACGCAAUGCUUUCCAAGGUCGGGGUUCACCAUUACAACGGAACAAGAAACAUGGUGCUGUGGUGUGCCUUGCUGCAAUUUGCCUGUCCGUUGGGCAAUUUGGGGGAGAAUAGAAGAAAUGAUUGUGUUACUAUUUAAUAAAGUAGUUCGACUUUGUUAGAUUUUCUAAUACAUGUAAUGGGGCAUUGCGGUUGGGAGACAAAAAUACCAUCUUUUGUUUUAUGGAUGUUAGUUGCAUUUUACUAUUUACUGAGGUAGUUCGAAUCAACUUUGUUAGACUGUUUAAUUGAUGUAACCGGGAAUCGCGGUCGGGACACGAAAAGACUAUCAUAGAGUUGCAACUUGCGCAUUUGCUUGUUAAAACUAGUUGCGGAACGAGCUUUCAGCUAAAAAACAUGGCGCUGUGGUGUGCCUUGCUGCAAUUUGACUGUCUGCUUGGCGAUUUAGGAGAGAAAAGUGAAGAAAGGAUUGUAUUUUCUCUGUUAAUCUGUUUACAUCAAGAAAGAAAAGAAAAGAUUGCCUUUUCUGUCUUUGUUGUUUGGAUGAGCCGGAAAGAAACUCGAGUGUUCUGUGAAGUGGAUUUUGAGCGGAAGUCAAAUCUCCUCUCCAUUUCUUUCAAUCUCUUUUCAUUUCUCUCAUCCUUAAUUAACCGAACAAGGGGUAGGGGUAAAGAGAAUGCCAUUUAUUUUCUCUCCAAUUUCCCAACCCAAAUGAUAUUGAAUAUACCUCUAUUCCGCAGCUUGUUGAUGAGCAAGGGUUUCCUGUUUGUUUUGUGUCCAUUAUGGCAUCCCAAUGUGAGUAGGAGCGCUGCAUCCUUAUUUAAUCGUCUUGGAGACGAGAGAGAGAGAGAGAGAGAGAGA
Rhododendron vialii is the source of this 1185-nucleotide messenger RNA. RefSeq names its product large ribosomal subunit protein eL30. Gene Ontology annotation, cellular component: cytosolic large ribosomal subunit. The transcript has 4 exons. Bases 140 to 463 code for a protein of 107 amino acids. Gene Ontology annotation, molecular function: RNA binding; structural constituent of ribosome. NCBI's taxonomy places the organism in Eukaryota, Viridiplantae, Streptophyta, Magnoliopsida, Ericales, Ericaceae. The record is from RefSeq and is a predicted model, not a curated record.